GGUCUCUUCGCUACUUCGCUGCCUGCGCUCAUUAGGGUCGCUGGCUCCAAGCGGUUCAAGGAAUUUUGUUUCCGAGGGUGUGCGGCAAUUUGUUUCGCGGAUUUUCUAUUUUCAUCUCUCCUCAGUGAAUAUACAUAUUUGAGCUUUUCUGGUUGGAUUAAUACUCGUGCAAGCCAAGUUUGCAACCAUGACGGUCACCGAUUGUCGAAUGUAUGAGGCGCGCUACCCGGAGGUAGACGACGUCGUCAUGGUCUCGGUGAAAAAUAUCGCUGAGAUGGGUGCUUAUGUGGCACUCCUUGAAUACAACAACAUCGAGGGUAUGAUUCUCCUCUCAGAGCUGUCUCGUCGGCGUAUCCGAAGUAUCAGCAGUCUUAUUAAGGUUGGACGCCAAGAGCCCGUCAUGGUCCUCAGGGUGGACAAGGAGAAGGGAUACAUAGAUCUUAGCAAACGAAGGGUUUCUGAGGAGGACGUUGCCAGCUGUGAGGAACGUUAUAACAAAAGCAAGUUGGUGCACUCUAUCAUGCGCCAUGUCGCCGACACAAUGGAUGCUGAUUUGGAGGAUUUAUAUCAAAACGUAGCCUGGCCGCUCUACAAAAAGUACGGGCAUGCGUUUGAGGCAUUCAAGUUGAUUGUUACCGACCCAGAUUCUGUUCUCAGCGGACUUACCAAGGAAGUAAAAGAAGUGGAAGGUGAAGAAGAGGUUACUAAGACCGUGCCAGCAAUGACUGAUGCCGUAAAGGACGCUCUUAUUAUGAACAUCCGUAGGAGGAUGACCCCUCAGCCAUUGAAGAUUCGUGCUGAUAUUGAGUUGAAAUGCUUUCAGUUCGAUGGCGUUCUUCACAUCAAGGAUGCAAUGAGAAAGGCAGAGGCUGCUGGAACUGAAGAGUGUCCUGUGAAGAUUAAGUUAGUGGCACCCCCACUUUAUGUGAUCACCACACAGACACUUGACAAGGACCUUGGAAUUACAGUGUUGGAGAAUGCUAUCAAAGCUUGUACGAAAGAGAUUGAGAAGCACAAAGGAAAGCUUCUUGUCAAGGAGCCACCACGAGCGGUGAGUGAGAGAGAGGAGCGGUUCCUCGCAGAAACUAUUAAAAAUCUUCAUGAUGCGAAUGAGGAAGUGGAUGGAGACGAGGACAGUGACCAAGAGGAUCAGGGCAUGGGUAGCGUUGACGUUGAACGUGGCGGCCUGAGUGAGUAGUUUGUAGAUCGUUUGAGAACGUACCAUGUCAUAUCUCUGGUGAAAGUCUUUCAAUGAAUUUUUGACUUUUGUUCUUAGUGUUAGAUCAGCCUCGUAGCCGAAAAAUCGCUUGGCUUUUUACAACUUUCUGGGGUUUCCUAAGUACAGUUGAAAGCUAUCCUUAGUAUCGCACAGAGGAUUGGGAUGUAUUUAUCAAACUAUGAGAAACUUGCAUUUGUAUUGAAAUGACAUUGCUGGCCUAGAAUCUCGUCAUACACGUUGUAGGGAACUACAGCAAAUGAACGCAUCAAUGCGGAAGUUCAGUACUCAAUUUUUUAUAAAAGUGCUUGGGACUGCGUGGGAUGGUGCUAUUUCGUGUUCCCUUGCCUGGCUCUUCCCCCUGUCAA
Physcomitrium patens is the source of this 1584-nucleotide messenger RNA. RefSeq names its product eukaryotic translation initiation factor 2 subunit alpha homolog. Gene Ontology annotation, biological process: translational initiation. Lineage: Eukaryota; Viridiplantae; Streptophyta; Bryopsida; Funariales; Funariaceae. Gene Ontology annotation, molecular function: ribosome binding; translation initiation factor activity; RNA binding. Gene Ontology annotation, cellular component: eukaryotic translation initiation factor 2 complex; eukaryotic 48S preinitiation complex. The record is from RefSeq and is a predicted model, not a curated record.